AUAUUACAUUUUGAUUGGUUGAUAUCUUGAAAGGGUAAAUACCCCCUAAACAAGAGAAGGUAAUCUAGGCCUCACCAAAAAAUUGUGUGUUUACUUUUUGCAAGUGUUUGACUUAUAUUUUCAAAAUAAAAACUACUUUUAUGGGUUGCUCAAACAAGGCUUUUUGGACAUUUUUGAACAUGUUAGGAAAACCCUUUCCAAAAGCAACGUCCUAUAGUUUACAAUUUCAAAUACAAUUUGACCAUUUAUUUACUCUUUACAAUUUAUAUUGUAAAAACCGCCUUAGUAACAUUGGAUACUUGAUACAAAAAACCUAACGACAGGCCUGCAACAUUGUUUGGAUGUUGUGUUUUGUUUCUUUGCGGUUCAAACUUUUCUGGUUACAGUUAAACAUCCUUUGGCUUAUCUAAACUCAUUCUCUAAUUUCUAAUAUAAAAAAGACCUGAAUUUACAUGCAAAAGCACAAAGGCAGUGUCUCAGCCACAACAAUGGAUAAACCACUCAAACUUUACUUCAUUCCAUACUUAGCAGCAGGGCACAUGAUCCCUUUAUGUGACAUAGCUUCUCUCUUUGCUUCACGUGGUCACUUUGUUACAAUCAUAACCACUCAUUCAAAUGCUAAAAUCCUUCCCAAAUCUAACAACAACUUCAACUUUCAAACCUUUCAAUUCCCUUCCCAAGAAGUUGGCCUCCCCGAUGGCAUCGAAAACCUCUCUUCCGUCAGUACCAUCGAUGAAGGCUGGAAAAUCUACCAUGCCACCACACUGCUCCACGGACUAAUUGAGAAUUUCGUGGAGCAGCACCCACCUGAUUGCAUCGUGGCGGAUUUUUUAUUCCCGUGGGCUGAUGAGCUAGCAAAGAAGCUGCACAUUCCGAGAUUCGUGUUCAACGGUUUCUCACUCUUUACCAUAUGUGCCAUGGAAUCCCUCAAAUUGCACCCUCUCCCUGAGGAUGCUUCUGGUUCUUUUGUUAUUCCGAAUUUUCCUUACGAUAUUGUCAUUAAUUCAACACCACCCUUGGAGUCCAAGUCUUUUAUGGAUCCUCUGCUCACCGUAGCGCUCAAAAGCGAUGGCUUCAUCAUCAAUAGCUUUGUGGAGCUGGAUGGAAAAGAGUAUGUUGAGUAUUACGAGAAAACCAUCGGUCACAAGGCUUGGCAUCUUGGUCCGGCCUCUCUUGUUCGCAAAACUACUCAAGAGAAGGCAAAUAGAGGAGGGGAAAGCGAAAUGAGCGUGCAAAAGUAUUUGAAUUGGUUGAACUCGAAGCAAGAUAACUCAGUGCUUUACAUUAGCUUUGGAACAAUUUGUUACUUCCCAGAUAAGCAAUUGUAUGAGAUUGCAAGCGCGAUAGAAGAAUCAGGUUAUGAAUUCAUAUGGGUUGUCCCAGAAAAGAAGGGGAAGGAGAACGAGAGUGAUGAGGAGAAGGAAAAAUGGUUACCCAGGGAGUUUGAAGAGAGGAAUAAGGGGAUGAUUGUAAGGGGAUGGGCGCCGCAGAUGGUUAUAUUAGGGCAUCCUGCCGUUGGCGCGUUUUUGACACAUUGUGGGUGGAACUCUGUGACGGAGGCUAUUAGUGUAGGGGUUCCGAUGAUCACGUGGCCGGUGCAUAGUGAUCAGUUCUACAAUGAGAAGCUCAUAACUCAUGUGCGUGGGAUAGGAGUGGAAGUAGGUGCAGAUGAGUGGAUCACAACAGCUUUUCGAGAUAUGAAAAAGUUGGUGAAGAGAGAUUUUAUAAAGAAGGCUAUGAGAAGGUUGAUGGAUGGGGGUGAUGAAGCUGUCCAAAUUAGAAACAAAGCCCAAGAGUUAGCAAAAAUUGCUAAAGAUGUUGUUCGUGAAGGUGGCUCAUCUCAUGACAAUUUGACGACUUUGAUUGAUGAACUUAAGCAUUUAAGAGACAAUAGGGUGCCUAAACAACUAUGAUGUCAUUUUCCCACAAUUUUUUUUUUUUUUGGUCAAGUAGCCUAGUGGCUAGAGCUCACACAAUUUAAUUGUGGAGAAGUGGAGUGUCCGGGGUUCGAACCCCGACUCCUGCAUAUAAUUGCACUCACAAUUUUAAUAGUCAUAGUAUAAUUAAUUGUUUUUUAUACGACAUAAAAUACGAAGAAAAAAAUAUGUACUAUUAUUGCACUCACUCGUCUUAUAAGAGAAA
Messenger RNA from Medicago truncatula (barrel medic), 2142 nucleotides. RefSeq names its product UDP-glucose flavonoid 3-O-glucosyltransferase 7. The record is from RefSeq and is a predicted model, not a curated record. Bases 453 to 1913 code for a protein of 486 amino acids. Lineage: Eukaryota; Viridiplantae; Streptophyta; Magnoliopsida; Fabales; Fabaceae. The transcript has a single exon. Gene Ontology annotation, molecular function: UDP-glucosyltransferase activity.